AUGGUGAUGAGUAGUCAAAGCAGAGUCUUCAUUUUCACUGUUCUUCUUUUCUGUUGUUUGGAAAUUGAUGAUGUAGCAUCUGAUGAUCAUGAUUACAAACAAGCACUCAGAAAUAGUUUGCUGUAUUUUGAGGGCCAACGUUCAGGGAAGUUGCCACCCAAUCAGAGAGUCACCUGGAGAGCAGAUUCAGCACUUAAAGAUGGCCAUGAUGCUGGAAUUAAUCUUGUGGGCGGAUAUUAUGAUGCCGGAGAUAACCUGAAACUAGGGUUUCCACUGGCAUUCACCAUAACCAUGCUUUCAUGGAGCACAAUAGAGUUCAAUGACAAACUCUCCCAGCAGAAGGAACUCCAAAACGCGCUCAGCGCCAUCAAAUGGGGCACAGAUUAUUUGAUUAAAGCACACACAAGUCCUGAUGUGUUAUACGGCGAGAUCGGAGAUCCAGAUUCCGAUCAUCCCUGUUGGAUGCGGCCGGAAGAUAUGACAACUCCUCGGACUGCUUACAAACUCGACGAUCAGCAUCCUGGUUCCGAUCUUGUCGCAGAAACAGCUGCAGCCUUAGCAGCUGCCUCCAUAGCGUUUAAAUCCGUCGAUAAAAAGUAUUCCUCCACCCUGUUACUUCAUGCAACGCAGUUGUUUGACUUUGCAGACACUCAUCGAGGUAAGUAUUCAGACAGUAUCACACCAGCAAGGGAAAUAUAUUCCAGUAGCGGCUUCGAGGAUGAAUUGGUGUGGGGAGCUGCAUGGCUUUAUCGUGCGACCAACAUGAAGAAAUACCUUGAUUAUCUGGGAGGAGUGAGUGACAUUGGUGGUGUGAGAUCAGUGUUUAGUUGGGAUGAUAAGUACGUCGGUGCACAUAUUCUUGUAGCAAAGCUUGUUUUGGAUGGUAAAGUGGAGACAUCAGGGAUAUGGGCACAAUACCGGUCACAGGCAGAAGAAUAUAUAUGUUCCUGUGCUCAGAAAUCAAACCAAAAUGUGCAUAAAACACCAGGGGGUCUCUUUUGGUUCUUACCAUGGAACAAUAAUCAAUACGUUGCUACUGCAACAUUUGCUAUGUCUGUUUAUUCUAAGUAUUUAUCUUCAAAGGGUUCAUCCCUCCAGUGCAGUGGUGGUGUUGUUAGUCCUCAUGAUCUCACUUCCAUUGUUCGAUCCCAGGUUGACUAUAUUUUGGGUUCUAACCCUAAAAGCAUGAGUUACAUGAUUGGAUACGGGUCAAAUUUCCCACAAAAAAUUCAUCACAGAGGAGCGUCAAUUAUAUCAAUCAAGAAAGAUCCUACCCCAGUAGCAUGCAAAGAUGGAUUUCAGGAAUGGUUUCAUAAGGAUGCACCAAACCCUAAUGUGUUGGUUGGUGCAGUUGUGAGUCCAGAUGGAAAUGAUAACUAUGAAGAUAGUAGGGAUGAUUAUCAACUAGCUGAGCCAGCAACUGUUACUAUGGCACCUUUGGUGGGUGUUCUUGCUCAUUUAACUUGA
This is a messenger RNA of Vigna radiata var. radiata (mung bean), 1467 nucleotides long. RefSeq names its product endoglucanase 13. The record is from RefSeq and is a predicted model, not a curated record. NCBI's taxonomy places the organism in Eukaryota, Viridiplantae, Streptophyta, Magnoliopsida, Fabales, Fabaceae. Gene Ontology annotation, molecular function: hydrolase activity, hydrolyzing O-glycosyl compounds. Bases 1 to 1467 code for a protein of 488 amino acids. Gene Ontology annotation, biological process: carbohydrate metabolic process. The transcript has 6 exons.